Messenger RNA from Neoarius graeffei (lesser salmon catfish), 3019 nucleotides. It is a transcript of the gene shcbp1, whose product is annotated as SHC SH2-domain binding protein 1. Gene Ontology annotation, biological process: fibroblast growth factor receptor signaling pathway. The record is from RefSeq and is a predicted model, not a curated record. The coding region runs from base 154 to 2400 and encodes 748 amino acids. Lineage: Eukaryota; Metazoa; Chordata; Actinopteri; Siluriformes; Ariidae. The transcript has 14 exons.
AAAUUUUGAAAAGCGGAAGGAGCUGAACCCGUUUGAGAGCUGAGCGGUGUCAGUGUGUGGGGUUGAUCUCACCGUCCUGCUCUCUUCAGCACUUUUCCCCUGAAUAACAGCUUUAUCACUUUAUAUUCCUGACGGAAAGUGUUUUAAUCUCGGAUGGAGGAGGCGGGGUCAGUGCAGCUCAGUCUGGAGGAGGCGGGGUCAGAGUCCAAACCGAAGAGAACAGCGAAAGUGUUUCCUAAUGAAGAGGAUCCACGUGAUGAGGAGGAGGAUGGAGAUGAUGCUGAUGAUGAGGACAGUGGUACAGAUCACCUCUCCAUUGAUGCUCAGUCCUGCGCUCACCUGCAGCCGGCCGAGCCGAUCGGGAGCGGAGGAUUACCCGCCGUGUUCCAGACCAACCACCUGGUGUUCUACGAGAGGUUUAAGGUGUAUCAGGACUACAUGCUCGGUGACUGCAAGCCGUCGGAGGUGAAGGCUUUCAUUGCUGAUUAUCUGGAGAAGGUGGUGGAGCCGUGUGACUGGAGGGCGCUGUGGCACACUGACGUGUUUGACGUGUUGGUGGAGGUGGUGGAUGUGGACUAUAAGGACAUGAGGGCGAAGGUGGAUGUGGUUCUCCCACUGCAGUGUGAGGCUCGAGGCUGUGAGCUCUGUGAAGACUCCAUGAGAACUUUACUGGAGGCCACAAUGAACAGAGUCCCACUGCAGGAGCUCAUUGUGGUGUACGAGCCGUCAGGGGACUUCGACCAGACAGCACUCGCUCUGGAGCACCUCAGGUUUUUUUACAAACACAUCUGGAGGAAGUGGGAUGAGGAGGAUGAGGACGAUGAGUUUGAUUACUUUGUUCGCUGUGUAGAACCUCGACUCCGACUAUAUUAUGAUAUCCUGGAAGACCGUGUCCCUGCUGGUCUGGUGGAGGAAUACCACACACUCCUCCAGCGCUGCACACACACCUUUAAAGAGUUCUCCAGCCUGAGGAACGUCCUGAGCAGCGACUCAGACAAUGAGCCAGACAACGUGUCCAUGGUGGAGGGACUGCACAUGUACGAGCACAUGGAGACACUCAAACGCAGACUGCGCAUCAUCGAGAACCCACUGCUCAGGUACGUGCUGGGUUACAGGAUGAACUGCGGUCAGCAGUCAUGUCGUCCUAAAGGUGAGCGUCCCGGGGGGGGCCGUGUGGUCCACGUGGUCUCUUCCUCCACCAGUGUUCAGUCUCUCCACAGUCUGAUGAUGGAUAAGCUCCUCCCCCUGUACUCGGGGAAAGAGUUUGAGCUGCAGUUCCACAGCGAGCCGGCAGCGGCUGUGACGGCGUGUUAUGAAGGAGACGUGGUCAUCGUGUGUCCCGGUCAUUACAUCAUCACCAACACCAUCAGCAUCGCCGACUCCAUCCACCUGGAGGGUUACGGUCUGCCCGAUGAGGUCGUUAUUGAGAAGAGGAAUAAAGGUGACACGUUUGUGGAGUCUGUUGGUGUUGAUGUGAAAAUCUCCAACCUGAAGUUUAUUCAGCAUGACGCCAUUGAGGGAAUUCUCUGUGUGAGACAGGGGAAGCUGGAGAUGGAGAACUGUGUGUUGCAGUGUGAGACUACAGGUGUGAUCGCCCGCACAUCUGCUCAGCUCAUGAUGAACAUGUGUGACCUUUAUGGCUCCAAGGGAGCUGGUGUCGAGGUUUACCCAGGCAGUGUGUGCAGUCUGGUGGGAAAUGGUAUCCAUCACUGUAAGGAGGGAGUCCUGAUUAAGGAUUUUGCGGAUGAGUUGGACGUUCCUCCUCAGAUCACGAUGGUGAAUAAUGUGAUCCACAAUAACACAGGUUACGGAGUUAUUCUAGUAAAACCUGAAGACCGCACAGGAGCACCACACACAAUCAAGCAAAACUCAGGGGGACAGAGACUCAUCUGUGAGAUAUUUACACAAAUUCACAUCACUGCUAAAGAAUCUGAAGAGGAGCAUUCAGUAGGCGGGGCCACAACAGCAGAGGGUGGAGUUGCACAUACAGAAGGUGGGGCUACAGUAGCAGAGGGUGGAGUCACAUAUACAGGAAAUGGGGCGACAACCCAAGAGGAUGGAGUCAUCCGAUCAGAAGGCGUGGCUAUGGGAGCAGAAGGUGUGGUUAAAUUAACAUUGGAGGUGGAGCCAGCAUGUGACGCUCCUGUCUCAGAGGAAGAAUGUCCAGCUGAUGUUCAGUACAAUGCCGUUCCUCCUGAAGUCACUGCAGGAAAUGAUGUCAUCAAGCAUGAGCUCCUGGCCACGUCGGUGACGAAGCGGCGCGCUCCGAGGAGCCGUGUGCAGGACGUCGGAGCCACGAGGGCGGACGAGAACCUGCCGAGUCUGGAGAUGUUCGUCUCCAUCGAGGGGAAUCAGUUCCGCCGAAACGGCAUGGGUAGCUUCGGCACCUUCCUGUACUGAGACCACAGCACGCCCGGUUUCUUGGCUUCGUGCUUCACCUUGUAUGAGACGCUUUGCUGUUUUAAUUCCUGUUGAUUAAUUUUCAGUGGAUUAAAGGUCUGCUAAAACCUCAUUAUGCCUCAGGCACGUUGAUUAAUUAUAAGUUUCAGUGUGUGUGCUGCCAACAAAGAGAGAACUCCCUCAAGUUUGACCUGCAUUAACCCCGAUCGCUUCCAACAGCCCAGGCCGUCAUCACUGUGGGGGGAGGGGGAUUAAAGCGGUGUGUGUGAGGAGGCGAAAUCACGACAGUGUUUUAUUACAUCAGCGUUCAGGAAGUGAAGAACGCGACGCUCAGUGUAUUGAUGUAAUAAUUUGGGCAAAUCCACAAAGUUCAGAUGGAAGUUCGGUUCUUUUACAUCAAAAGUUACAGUAGAAAUAAAAAUGGCUAAUUUAUUUAAAUAUGAUUGAAAUAUAAAUGCUGAUUAGUUGUAUGUUUAGUGUGUAGAACUGUAUUGAGGUGUUUUAAAUAAAUUCAUUGAGUUUGUGUUUUAAUGUUAAAGCUGCAGCUCAUUAAUACUUCCAUUUUGGAGAAAAGAAAAAUCUGUUGUUCUCGUUGUUACCCUUCAUAAAUAAUUAGCCU